Molecule: messenger RNA, 1144 nt
Organism: Condylostylus longicornis
Lineage: Eukaryota; Metazoa; Arthropoda; Insecta; Diptera; Dolichopodidae
Product: retinal homeobox protein Rx-like
Exons: 2
Coding region: 1-807 (268 amino acids)
Biological process (GO): positive regulation of transcription by RNA polymerase II
Molecular function (GO): RNA polymerase II cis-regulatory region sequence-specific DNA binding; DNA-binding transcription factor activity, RNA polymerase II-specific
Source: RefSeq, a predicted model, not a curated record
AUGCGCAAUGAUGAAAGUUUUUUGUUAUGUGAAGUUUGGUUCCAGAAUAGAAGAGCAAAAUGGCGAAGGCAGGAGAAAUCAGAAAGCUUACGUUUAGGUUUAUCUCAUUUUUCGCAACUUCCGCAUCGGCUAUCUUGCAAUGGAAGCAUUUCUGUAGACCCUUGGCUUUCACCUCCACUGUUGUCAGCUUUACCAGGCUUUUUAACACAUCCACAGACCGUUUAUCCGAGUUACUUAACACCACCAAUAAGUUUAGCUCCCAAUAAUUUGGGAAUAAAACAUCCUGCCUCAAAUGGACAACAAAAUUUAAGAGUUCCAUCAAAUGUUGCUAUGUCGGUCCACUCAGCUAACAUGCAUAUUGCACCAUCGUCAAUUACUUCUCACAUAACUGAUCUAAGUUGCCAGAAUAACUCACCAGCGGCACAAAACACAGUAUUACAUGGUAUAGAAAUUUGUUCAGUGCAACAUUUACAACAGCAAUCAUCAAUUGACUUGAGCUGUAAAGCUAAUAUAUCAACUCAAAAUAACAAUUUACAUGCGUCUUCACCACAACUAAUAUCAGACUCAACGUCACAAUUUUUACCUGCUACUAUUGAAAAUAUUACGCAAAGCACAGCGCAAAUUUCCACCAUAGGUUUAAAGCGAUGUCAUGAAGAGCUUUCAGAAGGCAAUUCCGUCCCGAGCAAAAAUGACAAUGUAAAAGAUUUUAACACAACUAAUUCAGAUAUAAGAUCAAACUCCAUAGCGGUACUUAGAAUUAAGGCUAAAGAACAUCUUGAAAAUAUGAGCAAAGGGCUAGCUACAUAAUGAGUUAUUAAAUUCACAGUUUUUUCAUUUUUUAACAUAAAAUAAAUUUAAUGAAGAACAUGUGAUAUGUACACAUUAUCAGCAAAUAUACGUAUUGGCAUUAGCGAAUACAAACUAAUUAAAAGCAGUUUUUAGUAUGAAUUUUGAAACUUUGCUUAACAUUUUGAAUCAAGGUUAGGUUCCUUAUAUAAAAGCAACUUAAUCUGUGAACUCAUUACAUGUUUCAAAAUAAAGUCGCUGUUAAUUUAACAUGUCAAGCAACAUUUGCUACUGAAAAGACUUUAAAGAUAUUAAUCAUAUAACAAUCAUAGCGAUAGAAAUAACUUUUAUCAACGUU